Molecule: messenger RNA, 1493 nt
Organism: Orycteropus afer afer
Lineage: Eukaryota; Metazoa; Chordata; Mammalia; Tubulidentata; Orycteropodidae
Gene: ZNHIT6
Product: zinc finger HIT-type containing 6
Biological process (GO): box C/D snoRNP assembly; maturation of LSU-rRNA from tricistronic rRNA transcript (SSU-rRNA, 5.8S rRNA, LSU-rRNA); snoRNA localization
Cellular component (GO): nucleus; pre-snoRNP complex
Source: RefSeq, a predicted model, not a curated record
AUGGAGUUUGCUGCUGAAAAUGAAGGGACUUGGGAAAGAGAUUGCUUGAGUGGAGCUGAGGGGGCGCGGCUAAAACGCGAAUCGUGUGGGGAGAGAGGCAGAGUCUUAGCAGGGAUGGCAAAGGCCUCCACUGGAAGGGAGGUGCAUAGAUUGACAGGAAUGCCGAAAACAGGGGGUGGAGGGGAAGGAAGUGAACAAAAACCAGAGGACAUGCGAGUCGACCUAAAGGUUGUGAAGCAAGAAAUCCCAGACUGGUCAGAAAUAGAAGAACACAAGUUGAAUGCACAGUGGGUGAAGCAAGAGGUGGAGGAUGAGAAGGUGGAGGAUAAGAAGGUGAAGGAUGAAAAAGCGGGUACAUUGGAAGUGAAACAAGAGAUGGAUGCUAGUUUGGUGGUAAAAGAAGAGAAGAUGAAUAAACCAGCGAUAAAGGAAGAGAAAGUGAAGGUGAAGGAAGAGGUUAUGGACUGGCUGGAAGUGAAGGAGGAGAAGGAAAUUAAAUUUGAGAUAAAAAAGGAGGAGAUGUUGGCUGGCCAGAACAUAAAAGAGGAAGAGGUAAUGGAUGGAAUUUGUGUAAAAGAAGAGAAGGAUAUCUUGAAAAAAGAAGUUAUGGAUGAUACAACGGUGAAAGAAGAACCUGAGAUCAGUCCUCCUGUGAGCUGCAAGCGGAAACUGGCCAUGUCAAGGUGUGAAAUUUGUGGAACAGAAGAAGCAAAGUACAGAUGUCCACGUUGUAUGCGAUAUUCCUGCAGUUUGUCCUGUGUAAAGAAACACAAAGCAGAACUGACAUGUAAUGGAGUUCGAGAUAAAACUGCAUUUGUUUCAAUACAGCAGUUUACUGAAAUGAAUCUUCUAAGUGAUUAUCGAUUUUUAGAAGAUGUGGCAAGAACAGCAGACUAUAUUUCUAGAGACACUUUCCUGAAAAGACCAAUAGGAAAUAAAUAUAUGUACUAUCUGAAAAACCGUGCCCGGAGGCAAGGUAUUUACUUAAAGCUUCUACCCAAUGGAUUCACCAAGAGAAAAGAGAAUUCAACAUUUUUUGAUAAGAAAAAUCAACAGUUUUGUUGGCAUGUGAAGCUUCUGUUUCCUCAGAGUCAAGCUGUGUACAUAGAAAAAAGGGUACCAGAUAAUAAAACUAUUAAUGAAAUCCUAAGGACUUAUAUUGAUCCUGAAAAGUCUGAUCCUGUAAUUCGUCAAAGGUUGAAAGCCUACGUUCACUCUCAGACUGGUGUCCAAAUAUUAAUGAAGGUUGAAUGUGUGCAGCAAAAUUUAGUAAGUUACUAUGAACUGGAUCCUUGUAAAAGUAUCCUAGACAAUUUGAAGAACAAAGUGAUUAUAGAGUACCCAACAUUGCAUGUGGUAUUGAAAGGAUCUAGUAACAACAUGAAAGUUCUUCACCAAGUGAAAAGUGAAUCUACCAAAAGCUUUGGCAGUGAAAAUUAAGCAUUUCUUCUGGAAGAAGGUGAAAAUUCCCAGACAGUUGCAAAGGACAGUGC